Molecule: messenger RNA, 3024 nt
Organism: Caenorhabditis briggsae
Lineage: Eukaryota; Metazoa; Nematoda; Chromadorea; Rhabditida; Rhabditidae
Gene: Cbr-nrd-1
Product: Protein CBR-NRD-1
Exons: 5
Coding region: 1-3024 (1007 amino acids)
Cellular component (GO): nucleus
Molecular function (GO): RNA binding
Source: RefSeq, a predicted model, not a curated record
AUGGACGACCCAGUAUUGAAGAACUUCAACUCUGAGCUAGCCACUCUGUUCGAUUCUCGGAACUUGAGCAAGAACAAAAUCCAAGACAUCACGAAGGCAGCGAUAAAGGCGCAGAAACAUUAUAAGCAUGUAGUCUAUGGAUGCGAGAAGCUUAUAACAAAGUGCAAGCCUGAUCAACGGCUCAACGUAUUAUAUGUGAUCGAUAGCAUCGUCCGUGCGGCGAAUCAUCAACUGAAACACGACAUGUUCGGUCCUCGGUUCAUGAAGCAAUUCGACAAGUUCUUCGAGCCGCUUAUGAAGUGCAAUUCGAAGGACAAGAUGAAAUUGGUGCGGACGCUCAACUUGUGGAUGGCCAACAAGGUUUUCACCGAGGCACAGAUACAGCCAUAUCGCGACAGGUGCAAAUUCGCGGGACUCAAGAUAGAGUUCGAGGAAGUGGAGCGUAUCGUGAAAGGAGCAAAUGCCGACAUGUCUAUUUACUCUGGCACAUACAGAAGGAAAUCCCGAGGUAACAAGCAAGCUCGUACUCCUCCGAUGCCACCUCCUGAUGAUGGUCUUCUAGGAGCUGGUCCUUCGUUUAAAGGUCCCGACAUUCCGACGUUUGUGCUCUCCGAAGAGAUAGUGAAUGGAACGAUUUCGGAACGAGAGAUGUUGGAAAUGAUUCAGAAGUUUGGAAUCGAUCGGUCUGGAGUGCUCACAAAGGAUCGUAAUCAGCUUCAAAAGGUUCUUCAAACUUUCAUUGCAAUUUUGGCACCGAAGAUCACUGAAGCCCAGAACGAAAAGAACAAAAAGGAUGGAACAAGUAUACAGAAUGUUUUAACGAGAGAUUUUGAGUAUUCGGAUGACGAAGACGAUAAGGAGAAAGAGCCGGAGAAGGAAAUCAAGAAGUUGAACCAUGACGAGAUUCUUGGUUUGGCUAAUACCUUGAUCACUCAGCCAGCUAUUCUCUCUAAAAUCACUGAAGUGUUCACAACAACUGCCGUCAACCCAUUCGGCCUUCCUCUCAUGCCACAAAACACUGUUCCAACGUCGUCAGCGCCCAUGAAUCUAGGAGCCCCACCACCAAAUCUGAUGGCUCUCCAGCAAUCGUUGCCACCCGGUUUGGCUAACCAACAUCUGGGUCUUCAGAAUAUUCCAGGCUUCAACGCCGCACAGCUUCUAAACCCACAAAACGCACAAGCGGCCCUCAUGCUUCAACAGCGCGCCGCACAGCUGCAGGCGCUCCAAGGGCAAGUGGGCACCGCGGGCAACCAACCAAACCUAAUGAUGCUGGGUAAUCCUCUUCUACCGUUUGCCCUUCAAGCCGGCGUCAACCCGUUGCUCACGGAGCUGGCGGCCGCGCAGCAAGCGUUGCUCGCCAACGAGAACAUGGAGAGCCCGCAGAAGAAUAUGAAAAUGGCGGAAGCGUCGAAUAACAACGAAAUGGAUAAGGCAAAGAAGGAUAAAGAGAAAGAGAAGGAGAAUAAGGAGAGGAGGAAAAUGGGACUUCCGGCUGUGAAAGCUGGAUUUACUAUUGGUGAGUCGAAUGAGAAAUCUGAUGAAAGGGGAAAAGGAAUUGAUGGGAAUCAGGCUAAUUUUUUUCUGUUUUCAGUUGCCUCUCGUACCUUGCUGCUCAAAAAACUACCUACUAAUGUUGUGGAAGCCGAUGUGAAGCAAGCUGUAGAAUCAUGUGGAGAGGCCGUUCGAGUCAAAGUUAUCAGCAAGUCAGCGUGUGCAUUCGUCACAAUGGAGACGAGAAAGAGUGCGAAUGAGGUGGUCCAGAAGCUUCGAGAGGUCUCUGUCGCUAAGAAAAUGGUCAGAGUUUACUGGGCCAGAAGUCCCGGACAGGAAGAUUCUUUCGUCGAACACUGGGAUUGCAAUCGUGGAGUCUGGGAGCUCCCAUACGACAAACUGCCAUCUGACCUCAAAACUUUCUGCGAAGGAUCGAUGCUAGAUGUGGAAUCUCUCCCAGCCGACAAAAAGACGUUGUACAAGGAUAAUGGAGAGUCGCUCAUCUCGAUGCCACCUCCUCCUACCAUGCAACCACCCGUUCCACAGCCUCCACCAAUGGGCUUCCCGUUCCAUCCUCAGUUAGGACAACUUCCAGGGCAACCAAGACCACCUGGACUUCCACCAGGCGUCCCACCAAUGUUCCAAUUGAACCUCAACGCUCCACCUCCACCAGGAAUGCCACAAAUUCCUGGAUUUCCACCAGCGCCAGGAGUCGGACCACCACACGGUGUGCCACCACCAGGAUUUGAUCCGAAUAAGCCGCCACCAAUGUUCCAACAGGGAUUCAACGCUCCGCCACCACCAUUCGGUCGUGGAGGACCAGUUGGUGCGCCACCUCCAAUGCCGCCGCCACCAUUCCCACCACGUGCCGGACCACCACCAGGAAUGCACGGACCACCACCCGCAUUCCGUGGCGGACCACCACCUCCAUCUCACUUCGACUCUUCUCGUCGUGGACCACCAUUCCGACCGGAAAAUGGACGUGGAAGGCUUCCGGAUCAACAGGAGAUGUGGCGUGAGCAUCAACGAUCUGUAAGAGACAAUGGUAGAGAUCAUGGACGGGAUCGCGACUAUGAACAUCGUGAUCGUGAUCGAUCUCAAAUCGAUCGUCGCCGAUCGGAAGAUGGAGCAAGAAGACGUUCUCGAUGGGGAGAUGAUGAUAGGAAGGAGGAUGAUCGUCACGAUGACAGAAGAGAUGAUAGACGUGACGAUAGACGUGAUGAUAGACGAGAUCGACGCAGAACUUCCCGAUCACCUGAUCGCCGGAUACGCCGAUCGCCAAGCUACGAAAGAGAUAGCAAACGUGAGCCAUCUGUCAAGAAGUCGAGCGCCGAGGAAGCCACCGUCUCCUCAACCACUCUUGAUGAACUGAAGGAUCCAGUUCAAGAGCCUGAAACCGUGCCAACUGCCGAGAAAGAAGAGCAAGAAGCCGCCCCUGAGCCAGUCAAGCCACCACUACAAAUCACUGAAAUCGCCUCAAUCGCUGAUGAUCAUCAAGACAAAACCGAAGAGGUUCCAAUGGAUCUCGAAUGA